CAUGUCUCCGUACGGAAGGAUCCUUGCGUGCUGCGGAGGGUCUUCUAGCUGGCAGCCUAAGGAGAAGACGCUGCCCGACGGGGAGCCGAAGGCGUGGGAUGGAGCCAACGAGGGCAUAACCCUCGAGUCGUCCCCGACGGCGCCCGUUCCUUCCACGGCCGCUGCCGCCGCGCUCAGCUACGAGAUCCGCCCCCUGACGCAGCAGGAUGGCCCCCGCAUGAUUUCGUUCCUGCGGCGCCUCUUCUUCCGUGACGAACCGCUCAACGUGGCGGUGCAGCUGGUGCAGCCGGGGGAGGAGACGUGCCGCGAGCUGGAAGAUUACUGCCUGUCCUCGCUGCCCGACAACCUGUCGCUGAUGGCGGUGGACGCGGCGUCGGGCGAGAUGCUGGCGGUCUGCAUCAACGGCAUCCACGAGCCGGGCGGCGAGGCGGAGGGGGAGUCGGCGGCUGCGCAGUGCCCCAACCCGCGCUUCCGGCGCAUCCUGCAGCUGCUCACCUUCGUGGACGCCCGCGCCUCAGCGGAGCUGGCCAGCCGCUUCCCCGACCCAGCGGACCGCCGCCAGCUCGAGGUUCGCGUCGUCAGCGUAGACACCGCUGCCCGCGGCCGAGGACUCGCCACGGCACUCAUCAGCCGCUCCAGUGAGCUGGCGAAGCAACACGGCAUCCCACUGGUUCGUAUUGACUGCACCAGCCACUACUCGGCGCGCGCCGCCAGUCGGCUCGGCUUCGAAUGCAUCUUCUCCGUGCCGUAUGCCCAGUACGAGCGAGACGGGGAUGUCGUCUUCACACCCGCCGAGCCCCACAAGGAGGUCGCUACCUGCAUCAAGAGGGUCAUCUAGUGCCGAAGCAACGGCAGCAGCAAAAGUAUGACGGUACAAACUGGUAAAGAGUAAAGAAAAUAGUGCUGUAUACAACUUCAAGUACAAAAUGUGCACAACGAGUGACUGUCCUCUAGGCACCAGCUUAGCCUGAGCUUAAGCAGGAAUCCUGUGACGUACUGCCUCGACAGGCAGUCCUGACUAGGCUACGAUCAAGAUGCAGAGAACCGUGGGGCAAAGUGACCAUAAAGCGACCAUUCCAGGGGAAACUGGAUUUUCACAAAACAGUGCAUCUUGACAGAAGUCAAGCCUACACAUUCUGAAUGUACGUAAUAUAAGGUAUCCAACCGAACAUUUUAAGUGAAAAGGAAAGUAACUUAUAUAUGAAUCACCCGCGAUUUUCUGAACGCUUACAUAGUGACCACUUUCCCUAUCUAACGGGAUAAUGCGGCCAAUGCCAUCGCAACAGGAUCCCAUUUUUGUUAUUCUGAUUUCAACACGUAUUCCAGUCAUCUUGAUGCCCUAGUACAUGGAAAAUACCGUAAGGCUGCAGCAGACUGUUUUCGGUCGGCAAAUGUAACAGAACAGAGAUGGUUUUACAAAAGGAUAUAACAACGGGUGAUAGCUUUGUUUAUGAAAGGAUUCAGAAGAUAGUCUGAUUUGUAGCAUUAUGCAUGAUAAACGUAUGUAACUAACUCUUAUUGGGGAAAUACCUUGGCCACGUCUCCCGACGAGUAGUGUGGCAACAUUUCCCUACCGGGUGUAGACAUUAGUGGUUCACGGGUGCAAUCAUCGAAAAGAAGGAAACAACAAGUAACUACUUUUUAGCCCCAAGGUACUGCUUAGAUAAGUUGUUUAUCCAGAAUGUAAAAUGACUUAAUUUACAUGAGCGGUCUGAAAAUCCGAACAGAUGUUAUGAAAAAUUCCGGAACAAGCUUCCUGUUUCAAAUCUUUAACAAUAUUCAUGGUGUAUAUUAGAACUGGUUUGCCCACUCUUUGGCAUGUAGCAGUACUGAUCAGUCCAAAAAUAUACGAUCGACACUUUACCACACCGUCCUCUACUACUAUGAGUCCUGGAUGCAUUAGCACAAAAUUCUGCGAAACUCCACUAAUGCCUGGCUUUGAUAAAUUUUGUUACAGUUGUCUACUCUCUCUCUCUUUGUAUCUCUCGCUCAUUUUCACUCACACCAACAUACACUAACACACACACACACACACACACACACACACACACACACACACACACACACACACAUCUUGGAGGACUCACGUUCAGAUCACCAUGCAGCCAUGUGCAUUUAAGGUUUACAUGUUUUCCUAACACUUAAGACAAAUGCUGAGAUGGUUCCUUUGAAGAGGACGUGCCAUAAAGCAAGUAUGUAACAAUUUUUGCAUUCAUGUAUUCCAUAUUAUGAGACGUGAUUGUAUGGAACACAACAAGAAAAAACGUAGAGUAGACAUGAGCUCUAAGAUUCAUACCUUCAGAGCUAUGAACACUUGUUCAUCUUCGCCACUGUGACACACGUCUUCCCUACUACGGAAAACCUACAGAAUGAAGUAAACAAAUGAGAACAGUUACACUAUUACCCUGGAACAGCAUAGUUUCUAAUAGAAACGACCUAUUGGUUAAUUAUAUGCUCCAUAAACAAUUUGAAUCAGUCUUUUAUCGAAAUGAUGUGGAACGCGCCACUUUACAGAAUAUAUACACAUGUUUGCAGGAUACCGGUUUUUAAACAGAAAUUCGUUCAUAUAAUCUAAGGAGUUGUCUGGGAAAAAUAAGUUUAGGUCAGAUUUAAAAAUUGUUUUGCUACCUGUUAGAUGUUUCACAUUAUUGGUCAAACGGUCAAAAUCUUUAUUUUGAUGCUUAUUGAAGUCCUUUCAGGGCCACUGGCAGUUUCAAUAAUGGGUAACAAAGCUAAUUCUUGUCCUAGUGUUGGAGGUAUCAUUGUUCUUAUCAAACUGUGAUGCAUUAUUUAUGAAGAAUUUCAUUAGCGAAUAUGUGUAUUGUGAUGGUGGAAUUAAAGUGCCUAACUCCUUGACGACCACGAAUGAACACCGUGUAUUAUUAUUACUGCUCGCUUAUAUGCAACCAGUCCUACACGUAUUAUUCAAAGGAAAAUGCAAACCAGUUCUGUAGCUAUGCUAUAUAUUCAAGAUUGUAAAUUAUUGCAAAAGGUAACUUUAACCACUGAAAACAUAUGCACAAAAUGAGUUAUGCCGAGUUCAAUGAAAAUUAUGAUCAGUGUUAGUACUUAUGCAUUCCAAUAAAACUGUGGCGAUUCUAGAAGAAAUUAGUAAAUAUUUGCAAUAGCCAUGCAUAUGAAAGGAAAAAACUGUA
Messenger RNA from Schistocerca piceifrons (Central American locust), 3155 nucleotides. RefSeq names its product arylalkylamine N-acetyltransferase 1-like. Gene Ontology annotation, molecular function: N-acetyltransferase activity. The transcript is spliced from 4 exons. NCBI's taxonomy places the organism in Eukaryota, Metazoa, Arthropoda, Insecta, Orthoptera, Acrididae. The coding region runs from base 2 to 838 and encodes 278 amino acids. The record is from RefSeq and is a predicted model, not a curated record.